Aphis gossypii (cotton aphid) is the source of this 3399-nucleotide messenger RNA. Its product is annotated as alanine aminotransferase 2-like. The transcript is spliced from 13 exons. The record is from RefSeq and is a predicted model, not a curated record. Gene Ontology annotation, molecular function: pyridoxal phosphate binding; L-alanine:2-oxoglutarate transaminase activity. Bases 880 to 2325 code for a protein of 481 amino acids. NCBI's taxonomy places the organism in Eukaryota, Metazoa, Arthropoda, Insecta, Hemiptera, Aphididae. Gene Ontology annotation, biological process: biosynthetic process.
UUUUUCGUAAUUUGCAAUUAUAUAACUAUUAAAUGUAUCUACCUAUUCAAAAGAACAACGUAUAAUAAAAAAAUUAGGAUACAAAUAUACCGCAUGUCUAAAAUAUGUAUAACACUGACAAUAACGCCGCAAUGAAAUAAAAAACAUAUUAAAUGUUUAAUUAUGUCAUGUGUGUAGGCGUCGGACGAGUACAAAAUACCACAUCGAAUGGUGACGACAAACAGACGAAACUGCCCUUUAUAAAUAUACACUACACAUUAUUAACUAUCAUCGUGCAGACCACACCAUGAUAUUGUACCUAUUCUUUUUAGUUUCAUUUAUUUCGAUUUCAAUUCCACUAUGGUCGGACUCGUCACCAUAUUGUAAUUUUUACUAAUUAUCAUUACCCGUGUACUGUUAGUUAUAUUACUUUUUAGUGUUGUCACGGAUCGUAGUCAAAACAAUCAUGUAGGUAAUCGUAUAUGGCACGGAAUACAGAAAACCAUAUUUAUAGAAAAAACCGAGUCCACGAACGGCUACUACAUAAUAACGACGUGUAUUUCUGCACGUAUCUGCGCGACUACACAACUGUGCGCAAUAUUUGAUAUAUAGGUCAACAGGCAUAAAAUAUAUGGAUAUAUAACGACUUGCAAGGCUAUAAUGAUUUCUCCGACAACCGCGCAUUCCCCACUGACACGCGGCGCGUAGUCCCUGAAAAAUUACACCACAAAAAUCUCAAUUGAUUCGGACUACGAUACGAUAUAUCUUAUCAGACCAUCAUUCGGUCAAGACGUGUCACCUGUCAAAACGGUCAUAACUCUCUCUUUCUCGAGUCUCGUACUUCCUAUUUUUUGUGAAUGGUUGACUGUGAAUUCAAAGAACUUUUCCGCCGUCCAAAAUAUGUCGUCGAAUCAGAAGGUAUUAAAUUUAGACAAUAUGAAUCCCAACGUAAGGAUAAUGGAAUAUGCUGUCCGGGGACCGUUAUUGAUAAGAGCUACAGAAAUUGAAAAUGAAUUGAAGAAGGGUGUUGAAAAACCUUUUAAAGAAGUGCUUAAAGCAAAUAUUGGUGAUUGUCACGCAAUGGGACAAAAGCCAAUAACAUUCAUACGCCAGGUUUUAGCUUUGGUAUCUCAACCAGAAUUGUUAGAUGAUGAUCGGUAUCCUGAGGAUGUUAAAGAACGUGCAAGAACUAUAUUGGAUGGAUGCCGUGGUGGUAGUGUUGGGUCCUAUACUGAUUCUCCAGGAAUAGAAAUAAUAAGAAAACAUGUUGCUCAAUAUAUUGAACGUCGAGAUGGUAUUCCUUGUGAUUAUUUAAAUGUUCUUCUGUGUGCUGGUGCAUCAGAUGGAAUAAAAUCUAUUUUACGAUUAUUGGUUGCUGAUGUCGAUGGAAAAAAACCUGGAGUUUUAAUUCCUAUUCCACAAUACCCAUUAUAUUCUGCUACAUUAGCAGAGUUUAAUGUUCAACAGGUUGGAUACUUUUUAGAUGAAAAUAAAAAUUGGGGUUUGGAUGUGAAUGAAUUAGAACGUUCGAUAACUGAAGCACGAAAACAUUGUAACCCUAGAGCUAUUGUGGUUAUUAAUCCUGGCAAUCCAACUGGCCAAGUAUUAACCAGAGAAAAUGUGGUGGAUGUUAUUAAAUUUGCAUACAAAGAAAAUUUGUUCUUACUUGCUGAUGAGGUAUAUCAAGAUAAUGUGUAUGCCGAAGGAAGUAAAUUUUAUUCAUUUAAGAAAGUAUUGACUGAAUUAGGAUCUCCUUAUAGUGAAAUGGAAUUGGCGUCAUUUAUGUCUUGUUCUAAAGGUUAUAUGGGAGAAUGUGGUUUAAGAGGUGGUUAUACAGAAGUGAUUAAUUUGGAUCCAGAGGUUAAAGCAAUGUUACUCAAAUCUGUGUCAGCUAUGUUAUGUCCUACAGUUCUUGGCCAAACUGUGAUGGACUGUGUUGUAAAUCCUCCACAACCAGGUGAACCAUCAUAUGAAAGUUUUCAAAAUGAAAAAAAUAGUGUACUAAAAUCGUUAAAGGAAAGAGCUAAAUUGGUGGCCGAUACAUUUAACAGUAUUCCUGGAAUGUCUUGCAAUCCAGUUCAAGGUGCAAUGUAUGCUUUUCCACAAUUUAAGUUACCUGAAAGAGCAAUCAAAGAAGCAAAAAAUCAAGGAAUUGAACCUAAUGCAUUUUAUGCGUUUCAACUUUUGGAAAAUACUGGUAUUUGUAUUGUACCUGGAUCUGGAUUUGGACAAGUUGAAGGAACUUAUCAUUUUAGAACUACUAUCUUACCUCAGCCUGAUAAGUUGAAAAAUAUGUUGGACAGUUUCAAAGAUUUUCAUUUAAAAUUUUUGAAACAAUGGGAAUAAUGUUUGAUAAAAGAAAAGUAUAGCAAUAAAUAAAUUAUUUAAGUAGAAAUAAAAUACCAAUUACUUUUCAAUUUUACUACUAAAAAUGUAAGAAGUUUAUCUAAAAUGUAUGAUAAACUUACAGUAUUUUUAUAAUUUUACUUACUUUCUUUUAGUCAGUGAUACUGUGUAUUGCAGUUAAUUAAGCAUAUAAUUUUUUCAUUUACCAGUUAGAAUUGUUCCUACGUAAUUUAAACAAAACAAUUACUUUUCAUUUUUUAUGUGUUGUUAUUAACGUUUAAAGGAAAUGGAUAUUGUAUUUUAAAUGUAAAUUAUUUUUUUGUUUGUCCUUAACAUAAUUACCAUUUACCAAGACUGUUCAAAAUUAUUAAAAAAAGUUCUCGGUUUUUUUAAAUACUUUAAUUUUAGUUUUAAAGAUUACUACAAACUAUUUCGAUGUGAAAAUGUAUCCUUGUACUUAUAAAUGUUUCUAUACUAGAUUACAUUUUACAUAAACUUGUUAGAAUAUAACCUGCAAUUUCUACAAGCUAUAAAUUAGUUAUGCUAGUCUAUAUUCAAUUUAAAUUAUUUCUAUUAAUAAUUUAUUAUUCAUAACUUGAUAACUCCAUAAGGGUUUAUAUAAAUCUAAUCUAGUUUUGUCAACAGAACAAUAUUUCCUAGUUAAAAAUUCUUAUACCAAAAAUCUAUUGUUAAAUCCAUCCUCACGUUACUUAAUUAUUUGUUUCCUAAAGUGUACCAUUUUAAUUUUACAUCUGAAUUAUUUCUAGAAAGAUAUGAAUUAAAAAUAAUAUUUUAUGCAUGUAUUCCUUAACUAUAAUUAAUUAAUUUUUAUUAUUGUAUGUAUUAAUAUGUAGUAUCGUUCAUAAACAUAUUCAGUUGAAUACCGUCAAAAGCUUAAAAUGUAUUGUAAUAAUUUAAACUAACAGAAUAAUUUGUUUAGAUAUUAUAAUAUAUUCGUUUUAUAUUUAUAAUAUAUAUAACUACCAUCAUUGAGUUUAUUAUGUAUUAACUUUAUUACUGUACUCAAUGCUACUACUUAUUAAUGUUUAAAUAAAGUUUGUUAAUGUAAAAGUA